Molecule: messenger RNA, 621 nt
Organism: Haliaeetus leucocephalus (bald eagle)
Lineage: Eukaryota; Metazoa; Chordata; Aves; Accipitriformes; Accipitridae
Gene: FGF6
Product: fibroblast growth factor 6
Exons: 3
Coding region: 1-621 (206 amino acids)
Biological process (GO): animal organ morphogenesis; positive regulation of cell population proliferation; positive regulation of gene expression
Cellular component (GO): cytoplasm
Molecular function (GO): growth factor activity; fibroblast growth factor receptor binding
Source: RefSeq, a predicted model, not a curated record
AUGGCCACUGCACAAAGACUUCUCAUCACUAUGUCCUGCGAAGCCAGCGUUCACCGGACGUUGCCUGCUUUCGUUCUCCUGGGUUUUCUAGCUGGGAUUGCUUCAACACAUCCAGUUGUAAGCAGAACUAAUGGCACAUUGCUGGAAAGAGGAUGGCAAUCUCUGUUGUCCAGGUCCAUUGCUGGGAUGUCAGGGGAGAAGUCAGAUGUGAACUGGGAGAGUGACUAUUUGCUAGGAAUCAAGAGGCAGCGGAGGCUUUACUGCAACGUGGGCAUCGGGUUUCACCUUCAAAUCCUCCCAGACGGAAGGAUAAGCGGAGUUCACAAUGAAAACCAAUACAGUCUCUUUGAAAUAUCCACUGUAGAGAGAGGUGUUGUUAGCCUGUUUGGUGUGAAAAGUGCUCUCUUCAUUGCAAUGAACAACAAGGGGAAGUUAUAUGGAACAGCUGUUUUCCAAGAUGAGUGCAAAUUCAGAGAAACCUUGCUGCCCAAUAACUACAAUGCAUAUGAAUCAAAUGCUUACAGUGGGGCUUACAUAGCACUCAGCAAACAUGGGAGAGUGAAGAGAGGAAACAAGGUUUCUCCUGCUAUGACUGUGACCCACUUUUUACCAAGAAUAUGA